UUCACUUUGUCAAAACAAUUUGAAAGUACACUUCAACACUUGUUCCAAGUAGAAAACCCAAAUAAACCCCAUCCCGUCCUCCGCACCGGCCACCCCUUCAAUUCCCUUUUACUAAUUCUCAGUUAUUCUUCCUCGAUGGCGGACGCGACAACAACCACCGCCGCCGCCGACGACGCCAAAGACAUUGAGAUGCUCUACGAGUAUGGCGACCGUCUUAGUGAAGCUAACGACAAAUCACAGAACGUGAUGGAUUAUGAAAGGAUAAUUAAAGCGGCGAAAGGUAGUACAAAGUCGAAACAAUUGGCCGCACAGCUUAUUCCAAGGUUUUUCAAGUUUUUUCCUGACCUUUCCAGUAGUGCGGUUGAUGCUCAUCUUGAUUUGUGUGAAGAAGAAGAUCUCGGGGUUCGUGUCCAAGCUAUUAGGGGCCUUCCACUAUUUUGCAAGGACACACCAGAAUAUGUCUCCAAGAUUGUUGACAUUCUUGCUCAGCUGCUCAUGGCCGAGGAGAAUGUGGAAAGGGAUGCAGUUCAAAAAGCCUUGAUGUCUCUACUGAGGCAAGAUGUGAAGGCAUCAUUAUCGGCAUUGUUUAAGCAUGUUGAAAGCAUAGAUGAGACUACUGAUGAAAAUAUUCGGGAAAAAGUCUUGGCCUUUAUAAGAGACAAGGUUUUUCCCGUCAAAGCCGAACUCUUAAAGCCGCAAGAGCAGAUGGAAAGACACAUAACUGACUUAAUUAAAAAGAGUUUGCGAGAUGUAACUGCUGCGGAGUUCAACAUGUUCAUAGACUUCUUAAAAAGUUUGAAUCUAUUUGGUGAUGGUGCUGCACAUGCGCGUGUUCGAGAACUUAUUGAAACUAUAGAAAGUCAAGCUGAUCUGGAUGCACAAUUUGACGUGCUGGAUGUAGAUCAUAUUAACAGGCUUAUAUCAUGUCUAAAGAUUGCCAUUCCAAUAUUCAUGCGGGGUGCGUCAAACAGCAAGUUCCUGAACUAUGUGCACAAACACCUAAUUCCAGUUUUUGACAAGCUACCCGAGGACCGGAAGCUAGAUCUGCUGAAAAAUCUCGCUGAAAGUUCUCCAUAUACCACACCACAGGAUGCACGCCAGAUCCUUAGUUCUGUUGUUCAGCUAUUAAAGAAGUACAUGCCUCGAAAAAAGACGGAAGAAAUAAACUUCAAUUAUGUUGAGUGUUUAUUGUACAUGUUUCACCAGUUGGCAUCAAAGGCUCCCAAUGCCACCAAUAGUUUGUGUGGUUACAAGAUAGUCACGGGCCAACCAUCGGAUAGGAUAGGAGAGGACUUUUCAGAGCAGUACAAGGACUUCACUGAGAGAUUGAAAUGCGUCGAGGAGCUUUGCAGGGGUGCUAUGAAGAAGUUAACUCAGGGUAUGGAUGAGCAAAACAAGAGAAUGGCAUCCGCAUCAAAGGAAGAUAAAGAAAAGAUUAAAACGGAAAAACAAAAUGCUACAACAGGGCUAAAAACAUGCAACAACAUUCUAGCUAUGACUCAGCCUCUACAUAAAAGUUCACCUUUGUUCAUCAGUGACAAGAUCAAUCUAUCAUGGAAAGAACCAGAAAAAUCAUCUGUACCUUCUACUACUGCUGCUUCUGGGGCAAAACGACCUGCUGGUGCUUCCGUGAAUGGUUCUAACAUCACAGCCAAAAAAGGUCGUGGCGCCGGUGGAGUUCAGAACCAGCUUCUUAACAGGGCAGUGGAAGGUAUUUCUUAUGGCGGCAGAAGUGGUAGUCAUGGCGGCAGAAGCGGUGGUAGGACAGGCAGAGGAAGAGGAUGGGGUGGACGUGGCAGAGGGAGGAGUUAUCGGUAAUUUUUAACCAGUUCACUUGAUGAUUGGAGGUCUAGUGAAAUUGGCAAGAGUAGUUCAAACCUGGAUAAUGUUCUACACAAGCAAAACAACUGCUUUAGAAUGUACCAUGAGUCCUUGACAAGUUUUUAUUUAGUGGCUGAGCUGAUGAUUAGUUUGUAUUUUUGUUGCAGAUAUUCUUAAUAUCAUUUUUAAUAGAUGUUUAGUUUAGUUUAGUAUUAGUUUUAGUUUCUUAGAUUUGUGCUCAAUAUUUCCUCUCUUGGAUAUGUAUUCUACUUGAUAUGCUUUGUUUAAUUUUGAUUAUUUGUAGCC
Amaranthus tricolor (Joseph's coat) is the source of this 2127-nucleotide messenger RNA. Its product is annotated as apoptosis inhibitor 5-like protein API5. Gene Ontology annotation, molecular function: mRNA binding. Gene Ontology annotation, cellular component: nucleus. The transcript is spliced from 16 exons. The record is from RefSeq and is a predicted model, not a curated record. Lineage: Eukaryota; Viridiplantae; Streptophyta; Magnoliopsida; Caryophyllales; Amaranthaceae. Gene Ontology annotation, biological process: regulation of programmed cell death. Bases 136 to 1818 code for a protein of 560 amino acids.